AUGGCAGUGGUGACGACGGUGGCGCUGACAGUGACGAUGACAAUGGCGGUGGUGAUAUGGGGGGGUGGUUGUGAUGGUGUGGUGGCGGGGCGUGGUGGGUGUGGUGGUGGUGAGGUGGUGGCGCGUCGUGGUGUGUGGGGUGGCGAAGGUGGGAGUGGGCAAGUGACGAUGGUGGGUAGAGGCCCAAGGGAUAGUGGUGUGUGA
Messenger RNA from Prunus armeniaca (apricot), 204 nucleotides. The record is from the annotation of a GenBank genome assembly. NCBI's taxonomy places the organism in Eukaryota, Viridiplantae, Streptophyta, Magnoliopsida, Rosales, Rosaceae.